This is a messenger RNA of Wallemia ichthyophaga EXF-994, 615 nucleotides long. RefSeq lists its product as uncharacterized. Gene Ontology annotation, cellular component: mitochondrial large ribosomal subunit. Lineage: Eukaryota; Fungi; Basidiomycota; Wallemiomycetes; Wallemiales; Wallemiaceae. The record is from RefSeq and is a predicted model, not a curated record. The transcript is spliced from 2 exons. The coding region runs from base 1 to 615 and encodes 204 amino acids. Gene Ontology annotation, molecular function: structural constituent of ribosome.
AUGACUAGUAAAAUUAAAUCAACACUAUUAAUUAUUAGACCACCGUAUUUAACACCAAAGCAACAUCCGCUAGCAACUGAAUACUACAAAUAUACUAGUCUCCUCCAUCAAUCAUUAGCUUCGAAAUUUAAACUCGAUUUCUACUAUCAACCACAGAGCCUAAAUAGUAAGAAGUUUGUACAGGGGGAAUAUUUAAGGCAGAUUAAAGACUGGGGAUAUUCACACUACUCCAAUCAAGAUGUCUCUGUCGAUUCUGGUGUAGAUAUCCAUGAGAAUCUUCCAACUUCCAACAACAAAGUAGACAACAUUGAAAGACUUGGUGAUAGAUCUCUUGGUUUGCUGCUACCCAACCACUCACUCCCUUCAACCACCUUAAACGCCGGCGAAUCACUCGACCAAGCAGCGUUAAGAGCUGGUUAUCAGCAGUUUGGAAGGGAUAUUGAUCUUUGGGUGGUGAGUAAGUUACCAAUAGCUGUGAAUAAGGAUGAAUCGGGCGUGGACAACUACAUAAUACUCAGCUACAUACUCAAUGGCACUCCCUCCACACCCACCAGCUACCUCAGUAAAGAAGAAAUCCCUAAAAAUAAUUUUGUAGACUUAAUCCCAAUACAAUAG